Messenger RNA from Ziziphus jujuba (common jujube), 1488 nucleotides. Its product is annotated as galactinol synthase 2. The record is from RefSeq and is a predicted model, not a curated record. Bases 215 to 1249 code for a protein of 344 amino acids. Gene Ontology annotation, molecular function: glycosyltransferase activity. The transcript has 2 exons. NCBI's taxonomy places the organism in Eukaryota, Viridiplantae, Streptophyta, Magnoliopsida, Rosales, Rhamnaceae.
UCCAUACUUAUCAUCAUAGCAAAGCAAACUCAAAUUCAAAUCAAAUUCUUAAAACAUUCCUAAUAGCCUUCUACUACUGCCUACUACUGCCACCUUAUCCUCUUAACCUUCAAUCCUCAAAAGAUUUUCCUUCCAUCCAAACAUUUCCUAAGCCCUUCAAAACAAUUUUUUUCUUCGUGAACAUAAACCUUUUAUUUUUUAUUUUCAAUCAAACAUGGCUCCUGAAAUCAUCACCACCGGUGCAGUGACCUCCGCUGUCACGAAGACCAUGAGCGGACCAAGCCGGGCAUAUGUGACUUUCUUGGCCGGAAACGGAGACUACGUGAAAGGUGUGGUUGGGUUAGCCAAGGGGCUGAGAAAGGUGAAGAGCAAGUACCCACUUGUGGUGGGGAUGUUGCCUGAUGUACCGGAGGACCACCGGAAAAUUCUGGUCGACCAAGGUUGUAUAGUCAGGGAGAUCGAGCCCGUCUACCCUCCGGAAAACCAGACCCAGUUCGCCAUGGCUUACUACGUCAUCAACUACUCCAAGCUUCGUAUAUGGGAGUUUGUGGAGUACAGCAAGAUGAUCUACUUGGACGGAGACAUCCAAGUUUUCGACAACAUAGACCAUCUUUUCGACUACCCAGAUUCAUAUUUCUACGCAGUAAUGGAUUGCUUCUGUGAGAAAACAUGGAGUCACACCCCACAGUACAAGAUCGGGUACUGCCAACAGUGUCCAGACAAAGUCCAAUGGCCAGCGGAGUUGGGUCCAAGGCCACCGCUCUACUUCAACGCCGGGAUGUUCGUGUACGAACCAAGCCUACCCACAUACCACGACCUCCUCAAAACCCUGAAAGUCACACCCCCAACACCUUUUGCAGAGCAAGACUUCUUGAACAUGUUCUUCAGGGACAAGUACAAGCCCAUCCCACCUGUUUACAACCUUGUCUUGGCCUUGUUAUGGCGUCACCCUGAGAAUAUUGAGCUCGACAAGGUCAAGGUGGUCCAUUACUGUGCUGCUGGGUCUAAGCCAUGGAGGUUUACUGGGAAAGAGGACAACAUGCAGAGGGAGGACAUACAGUUUCUUGUGAAGAAAUGGUGGGAUAUUUACGACGACGUGUCGUUGGACUACAAGAACACUGUGGCUGCUGGUGGUUUGGAAGGUCAGAAUGGGACUAACACGGAGAAGUGGAAUCUGCAGCAGCUGUUGGCGGCGUUAAAGGACGCCGGCAAUCUUCGAAAAUAUGUCACCGCUCCAUCCGCCGCUUAGUUUUUUUUUCUUCUUCAAUAUUCAAGGAGAGGAAGAUACUCAUUUUAAGAUUUACAGAUUUUUUUUUUCUUUUUAAAAUUUUUGUUUUGUGUAUAGUUUAUGUCUAGCUUUUGUCUUCCAUGAAUUAUUUAUGUUGGAAGACAUGCUAUUAGAGUGUGAGGACUGGGGGAGAGUCCUAAAUCUGUUUUCUUGUAUUUUAUGUAAGUGAAUAUUUAUUUAAUAUAAAAUAUUUUUGUAAA